This is a messenger RNA of Orbicella faveolata, 3306 nucleotides long. RefSeq names its product muscle, skeletal receptor tyrosine protein kinase-like. Gene Ontology annotation, cellular component: plasma membrane; signaling receptor complex. NCBI's taxonomy places the organism in Eukaryota, Metazoa, Cnidaria, Anthozoa, Scleractinia, Merulinidae. Gene Ontology annotation, biological process: protein phosphorylation; multicellular organism development; positive regulation of kinase activity. Gene Ontology annotation, molecular function: Wnt-protein binding; transmembrane receptor protein tyrosine kinase activity; ATP binding. The record is from RefSeq and is a predicted model, not a curated record.
UGGUGACGUUCGUGUAUGAAUUUUGAAGUCGGCAAUUCCCCUUGCUCUUCGGCUAUUGCACAAGAUUGUCCUAGAGUCGAAAACUGCUCAAGAUUUCCGAGUGAACACGGUCGCGUACCCCAGGAUUUCGAGUCGUGAAGCUUGAGAAAUCUAGCAAACGUGUUGCUCGGUCGCAACGUCCUGUAACGUGAUCUAUGGCUUCUUGGCGAAGCGGCCUUCAUCUUGUGGACGUGUACUUUUGUGCCGUUUCUUUGGUAUUCGUUGGUUACUUGGUUUCUCUAACAGAUGGCAGCUGUGGUAGAAUAAUAUUAGCAGGGAAAACUGGAGAGCUGAAAACACCAAAUUAUCCCAAAACAUAUCCAAGUUAUUCACGAUGCUCCUGGUUAAUACAAGCACCUCCAGGAUACAAGAUUAAGUUGCAAUUUUAUCAUUUUGUCCUUGAAGACUCAUAUCAGUGUAUGAGUGAUUAUGUCAAAAUUUACGAUGGAAGAAACAAUUCCGCCACACCACUUGGGAUAUACUGUGGAAGAAAAGAUCCUUUUUAUCAAGAAACAACCACAAACAAUAUGUUUAUUGAAUUCAGGUCUGAUAGAUCGUUGAAUACUGCUGGAUUUAGGGCCACAUUCCUUACUAUAGCACUGCGACCCCCUAGGGAAAUGAGUUUUAAAAGAACUUUGAGAAAUACCACACAUGCUGUCAUUGGGAAACAAGUCAGAUUUCAGUGCCAAGUGAAAGGAGGAGGUCUAGAUGUAGUGUUUUCAUGGGUUAAAGAUGGCAAGGAAUUGAGUAGUGAUGGGCUGCACUACACAAUCAAGUACAACGUUCAGACCAAGAGGUCAAUUCUGCUGUUGCCAAGAGUGUCAGCAAGUGACGCUGGAGUAUACGGCUGUUUAGUAAGCGAUGUUGACUCAGGGAAGAACAUUUCAGCAUAUGGUAGCCUUCAACUGAGAGAAGGGGCAGUAGUAAAGGUUGGACCAUCUCCAAUGGAUGUCUAUGAAGGUCAAACCAUCAUUGUGAAGUGCCUUGCUUCAGGAGAUCCACUUCCACAGAUAAGUUGGCAAGUGAAUGGAGAAGACAAGACAGAUUCAGCAAUCCAAAAGAACUUUUCUUCUGAGUUGCGCUUUAAAGCAAUGGGAGAUGCAGUUGUGAAUUGUACGGCAGAUAAUGGUUUUGGAAUAGAUUGGAAAAGUGGAAACAUUUCUGUCCUCACUUCUGUAACAUUCACUGUGGUAGUGUCUGAUAAAGAGAGUCCAACAACUUCACUGUCUAAAAAAUUAUCUCCACCGAUGAUCACUGUGCCCCCAGCUAAUACAACAGCAGAGCUUGGAGGAAAUGUCACAUUGACAUGUGCUGCCACAGGGAAUCCUAAACCAAAGAUCAGAUGGCUGGCAGAAGAUAAAUAUUAUGAGGAUCUUCCUGAAGAUGACAAAGGUGUAUCUUACUUCACAUUAACAGUCAGCAAGGAAAGGACUAAAGUUCGCUGUGAGGCACAGAAUAUUCACAACAUUGACACAAAAACUGCCUAUGUUACAGUUCCAAAUGUAAAAGCAGUUGUGGAAGCUGACUCAUCCAGUAGCUUAUUUGGUCAAAUGACGUUUAUCCUGAUAAUGGCCUUUGCUGCGCUUGCUGUUCUGGUGAUUCUGAUUGUCGGGCUUAUCUUGUACCGCCACCACAGCUUGAAAUCAAAACAUAUGUCAACCUCUGUUGACCUAGAGAAAUUGCAGAAAAACCCAAUAUAUGAAAAGCAUACAAACUACUACGUUAAUCCUGAACUACUAAGUUGGACAGUGCCAAGGAAUACAAUGGAAUUCAUCAAAGAAUUGGGGCCAGGAAAUGGAAAUUUCUCAAGCCUCUUUCUUGGAAGUAUUAGUGAAGUCGGGACACAAGAUGCACAUGAAGAAAAGAAAUUUUCACUGGUGAUGGUGAAAUUGCUGAAGGAAAAAUACAUGUUAGAGGCUGAACAAGGAAAUUUUGAGGAAGAUGCCAUUGCCCUGACCAAAUUCAGUCACCCGUAUGUGCAAAGUUUGUUUGGUGUCUGUGUGGAUGGUCUUCCUCUCUGCCUCGUGUUUGAGUUCAGUGAGCAUGACGAAUGCCUGCAACAGUUCCUAAUCGAAUCAGGACGUGGCCACUGUUCAAUCCAUCGUAGAGCUGACCUGCAUAACUCCAAACCAAAGCUGUCAAAUAUAGAUCAGAUUUCCAUGGCCAAGCAGAUAGCGAAUGGUAUGGAAUACCUAGCAGAUAAGGGCUAUGUUCACAGAGAGCUAUGUACCAAGAACUGCAUCAUUGGUAAAGGAAUGGUAGUCAAGAUAUCAAAUUUAGGAUUCUCGUGGAAAGGCCCAAAUAGUGAUUACUUCUCCUUGGAUGAAAAUGAGAGGGCUGGGUACCCUGUGAGGUGGCUCCCCCCUGAAACUCUCCAGUGUGGCGUAUUCAAAGAGGAAACUGACAUCUGGUCUUUUGGUGUUGUGUUAUGGGAGAUCUACUCCAGUGGAUUGACACCAUACUAUGGGAUGAAUGAUGACGAAGUGAUAUCUUUGGUGGAAGGGGGAGACACACUUCCUUGCCCUAAGGAAUGCCCUAAUGAAAUGUAUGAAGUCAUGCAAGGCUGCUGGAGUUCGGAACCAACAGAAAGGCCACGUUUCAACAGCAUUCACCAGCGUAUCUCAUCUCUGUUUAAUGGAGUGCCAGUGUAACUGUUAAACUGUUCAGUGAUGAGCAAGUGUAAUCCUACUGCAGCAAUCACUUCCAAGCCACAUUUGACAUUACCCUACAGGAAUUCAAUGUACAUAGUGAUCGCAGGCUAAUAAGAGCUAUAAUUGAAAUGUUAACACCCUUGGAACAAUGUGUGUAAGUACCUAUGGAGCUUGUGAAAUAGAGCUCGGUUUGCAAAUAUAGCAAAUAUUUAAUUUUGGUGGAGGGUUUUCUUUCCAUUUGCAAAAUAAGUUAAUGCCAUAGGAUGUUUUUUGGAACAGUUAUUGAUUUUGUCAUUAAGCUUCUACUUGAGGUUUCUGUAGGCUGUUGUGGGCCUUUAGUAUUUUCCCCUGUUAAAUAAGAAAUUGAUUUUAAACAUGGACAAGCAGAAUACAUGUAUGUAAUUUAAAAUCCAUAAAAUGUGAGAAAUAGUUUCUUAGCCACAAUUGUUUAGGGGUAUGAAUGAAAAAUGAUUGAAAAAGUCACAAUCCUAUACACCUACAUAUAGCUGACUUAUGUCUGCGGUUGAGAAUAUGAGGCAUAUUGAAAUCAAACAUACAAGGGAAAAUUGGAUGAUUUUAAAAUAACUUGGAGGAAAACACUACACUAUUAAAAAAA